GGAAGUAAGACGCACCACUUACACAAUGACACCGUCGCUUAUUUCCAUCUUUCCCCCUUAACCCCCCAAAAAUCCUUAUCAUCAUCUGCUCUGCUAAUUCAAAUUUCUUGUUUCUCUAUGCCUCUCUCAGUCAUUGUCUGAAAAGAAAAUCCCAAGACUUCUCCGCCAGUCUUGCUCUUCACCAAGUAAAUUAAGUAUGUGAAGUUGGAUUAGAUGCCCAAACCAGUAUAUGCCUUUGGGGAUGAAGAUUACAAGCUGUGCCAGCCUCGCCAGACCAAGUCUUCUGCUCGUGCAGUGCGACUUACCUGCUUUCGCGUUCCAUGGACCACAAUUAAUAUCAAUCUCGACUCCGUGCAUUUCAAGUAAUUGUAUGAAGAGAUGUGGAUUGGUAAUGAAGAUUCAUUCCUCUGUUGCUGGCCGAACUCGUUCAUCCACCUCCAAAGGUGUAUCUUUGUCCAGGGGAGAUAAAUACAAUAGGGAGCAGAAUGUAAAUCCUUCAUUUUACACUCACCCUAGUUUGUUAGAGCUGAAGAAUGAAAGGAUUGCUAAUCGUGCCCGUGUUUAUGAGUUCUUGAAGGGUAUUGGCAUUGUUCCUGAUGAGCUCGAUGGACUAGAGCUUCCUGUCACCGUUGAGGUCAUGAGAGAGCGUGUGGAUUUCCUUCACAAGCUAGGUCUUACAGUUGAAGAUAUUAACAAUUACCCUCUUGUUCUUGGCUGCAGUGUGAAGAAAAACAUGGUUCCGGUGCUUGAUUACCUUGGCAAACUGGGUGUCAGGAAAUCUACUUUUACGGAAUUCUUGCGCAGGUAUCCUCAAGUCCUCCAUGCUAGUGUUGUGGUUGACCUUCAACCAGUUGUUAACUAUCUUCAGGGCAUGGAUAUUAAGCCUAAUGAUAUUCCUCGAGUCCUGGAGAGAUAUCCAGAAGUUUUGGGAUUCAAACUUGAGGGUACCAUGAGUACUUCAGUUGCUUAUUUGGUUGGAAUUGGAGUAGCCAGGCGUGAGAUUGGAGGAGUGUUAACCAGAUAUCCGGAGAUAUUGGGUAUGCGAGUUGGUCGAGUGAUCAAACCUUUUGUGGAGUAUUUGGGAAGCUUGGGAAUACCUUGCCUAGCUGUUGCUAGGUUGGUUGAGAAGCGGCCUCAUAUCCUUGGUUUUGGACUUGCUGAGAGGGUGAAACCAAAUGUCAAACUGCUUUUAGAGUGUAAUGUUAGACAGAAAUCACUUGCAAAUGUGAUUGCUCAAUAUCCUGAAAUUAUGGGCAUAGACCUGGAAGCAAAGCUUUUCAGUAACCGCAGUUUUCUAAACUCCAUCGUGGAAACAAGUCCUGAAGAUUUUGGGAGAAUCAUGGAAAAGAUGCCCCAAAGUGUAAGUCUCAGCGAGAAAGCAAUCGUGAGACAUGUCGAUUUCCUAAAGGAAUGUGGAUUCUCUGUAGAACAAGUGAGGAAGAUGGUUGUCGGGUGUCCGCAGUUGUUGGCCUUAAACAUUGACAUCAUGAAGCUAAGCUUUGAUUUCUUCAAGUCUGCAAUGGGUAGGCCAUUGGAUGAUUUAGUGGCUUUCCCAGCUUACUUCACUUACGGCCUCGAUUCCAUUGUUAAGCCAAGACAUAAGAUGAUUGCUCGCAAGGGAGUGAAAUGUUCACUUGCUUGGCUCCUCAACUGUUCGGAUGAGAAAUUUGAAGACCGAAUGAACUACGACUCAAUUGACUUGGAAGAGAUGGAGGAAGAUUCAUCAUUUCACCUCGAUAGCUUAAUGAAACCCAGGGCUCAAGCCUCGGAUUCUGACAGCGAUAUCAACUAUGAGUAAUGCAUGAAAGCCGAGUCUUGCGUGGUUGAUGAUGCCAAUCAAGAUGAGUCAAAAGCUGUUGGAGAGCGUUUCCGCAUCUUCUAGAGUUAUCUUUGAUGCAAAGCAGAUUACUGGAUUUCUAUGUCGCAGUGGCCUGCUAGAUAUUUUGUACAAUAAUCACUCUCAAGUCACAUAAUAUACAAGUAUACCGUGACACUUGGGAUCGCCAUAUCUUAUGCGCGUCACCUGCUGUCGUUCCCUCACGGGAGUUUGUGUUCACAGUUAAACAGGAUUCUGGAAAGUUUCCAGUGUCAUUUCGAUUCAUGUCCACAGAUAUUUCAUCGAACGUAAUGUCAGACAAGUGAAAUUCUCCGUCGAAGUUGAAGCCACGAGCAGAUUUGUCCUGAUGUGGAGAGGUGCCGUGUUUCUGGGCUUGUUUAAGUGUACAGGUGAAGUCUCUCCUCCACUGGUGAUAAGGUGGCAUGGCACCAGUCCUACUUGUUCCUCACAUUCUCUGGAAAUCUCGCACUACUUUUUCUAUGGUAUGCCAACUUACUUGGCUUGUUAUUCACAGUCUCCAUCUGAAUAUGCCUUGAUAGCAAUUCACAUUUUUGGGAAUCAAAACCCACAGCAAAACAAUUCAACUGAGAUGUAUAAAUUUUGAAGGUCUGCAAUGGUUGUUUUAGAUGAAGUUUAACUAGUUCUGUUGUAUCGAUUUAUUUCCUGCAAAAACUAAAGUUUGUGUUUCAUAACA
Messenger RNA from Salvia miltiorrhiza (redroot sage), 2531 nucleotides. RefSeq names its product transcription termination factor MTERF4, chloroplastic-like. The transcript is spliced from 3 exons. Gene Ontology annotation, biological process: regulation of DNA-templated transcription. Gene Ontology annotation, molecular function: double-stranded DNA binding. Bases 230 to 1798 code for a protein of 522 amino acids. The record is from RefSeq and is a predicted model, not a curated record. Lineage: Eukaryota; Viridiplantae; Streptophyta; Magnoliopsida; Lamiales; Lamiaceae.